Messenger RNA from Dipodomys spectabilis (banner-tailed kangaroo rat), 5830 nucleotides. It is a transcript of the gene Nek1, whose product is annotated as NIMA related kinase 1. The record is from RefSeq and is a predicted model, not a curated record. The transcript has 36 exons. Bases 289 to 4152 code for a protein of 1287 amino acids. Lineage: Eukaryota; Metazoa; Chordata; Mammalia; Rodentia; Heteromyidae. Gene Ontology annotation, molecular function: ATP binding; protein kinase activity. Gene Ontology annotation, biological process: protein phosphorylation.
GCUCCCCCUUCUUCUGCACUAGUUCUCGGGCUUGGGGGCGCUCGGGUGUGCAGUCUCUCCCUUGCGGUCCUGUGCGGUUGUCCUCACACCUCGGCCUCUAGAGCCCCUUGCGAGGCUUUGGGGCGUGCAGUCAGGAUGGCAUGUUUUUAAAUGCACGGAGAAGCCUCUGCCUUAAGUCCCGUGGGAAGACUGACAGCUCUGGACCGGUGGUCGUCGAGCAUCACCGUUAUUCCUCCUAAAGUCCUGUGUCAUUGAGCAUAGGUAUAAAAAUGCCUUAAAAAAAGAAACAUGGAGAAAUAUGUGAGACUACAAAAGAUUGGAGAAGGUUCAUUUGGUAAAGCAGUUCUUGUUAAAUCUUCAGAGGAUGGCAGACAGUAUGUUAUCAAGGAAAUUAACAUCUCAAAAAUGUCAAGUAAAGAAAGGGAAGAAUCAAGGAGGGAAGUUGCAGUGUUGGCAAACAUGAAGCACCCAAAUAUUGUCCAGUACAGAGAAUCAUUUGAAGAAAAUGGCUCUCUUUACAUAGUAAUGGAUUACUGUGAAGGAGGAGACCUGUUCAAACGUAUAAAUGCUCAGAAGGGCUUAUUUUUCCAAGAAGAUCAGAUUUUGGACUGGUUUGUUCAGAUAUGUUUGGCCCUGAAACAUGUACAUGAUAGGAAAAUUCUUCAUCGAGACAUAAAAUCACAGAACAUAUUUCUAACCAAAGAUGGUACGAUACAACUUGGAGAUUUUGGAAUUGCUAGAGUUCUUAAUAGUACUGUAGAGCUGGCUCGAACUUGUAUAGGAACCCCAUACUACUUGUCACCUGAAAUCUGUGAAAACAAGCCUUAUAAUAAUAAAAGUGACAUUUGGGCUCUGGGGUGUGUCCUUUAUGAGAUGUGUACACUUAAACAUGCAUUUGAAGCUGGCAAUAUGAAGAACCUCGUACUGAAGAUAAUAUCUGGAUCUUUUCCACCAGUGUCUUCACAUUAUUCCUAUGAUCUCCGCAAUUUGCUUUCUCAGUUAUUUAAGAGAAAUCCUAAGGAUAGACCAUCAGUCAACUCCAUAUUGGAGAAAGGUUUUAUAGCCAAACGUAUUGAAAGAUUUCUCUCACCUCAGCUCAUCGCAGAAGAAUUUUGUCUAAAAACAUUUUCAAAAUGUGGAGCACAGCCUGUACCAGCUAAGAGACCAGCUUCAGGACAAAGCUUGGUUUCUGUUGUGCCAGCACAGAAAAUCACAAAGCCUGCUGCUAAAUAUGGAGUACCUUUAACAUAUAAGAAAUAUGGAGAGAAAAAAUUACCUGAAAAAAAACCACUCCAAAAACAUAAACAGGCCCAUCAAAUUCCAGUGAAGAGAAUGAACCCUAGAGAAGAAAGGAGGAAAGCGUUUGAGGAACCAACAAGCAAAAGAAGGUUGGAAUUCAUUGACAGGGAAAAGAAACAAAAGGAUCAGAUUAGUUUUAUGAAGGCUGAACAAAUGAAAAGGCAUGAAAAAGAAAGGUUGGAGAGAAUAAAUAGGGCCAGGGAACAAGGAUGGAGAAAUGUGUUAAGUGCUGGUGGAGGUGGUGAAGUGAAGGCUCCCUUUUUUGUCAGUGGAGCAGCUGUAACUCCAUCAGCUUGUUCUUCUCGAGGACAAUAUGAACAUUACCAUGCCAUUUUUGAUCAAAUGCAACAACAAAGAGCAGGAGAUAACGAAGCAAAAUGGAAAGGAGAAAUGCGUGGUCAAGGACUUCCAGAAAGAGUAAUUCCAUCUGGGGUUCGUCCAGGAUUUCCUAAUGGGGCUGCAGGUCAUCACCAUUUCCCUGAUGCUGAUGAUAUUAGAAAAACUUUGAAAAGAUUGAAGGCCGUGUCUAAACAAGCCAGUACAAACAGGCAAAGGGGGCACCUUGAUGCAGAAAGAGCUAAACAAGUGGAAGAGUUCUUACAGCGAAAACGAGAAGCUAUGCAGAAUAAAGCACGAGCUGAAGGCCAUAUGGGAAUCCUGCAAAACCUGGCAGCUAUGUAUGGAGGCAGGUCCAGCUCUUCAAGAGGAGGGAAGCCAAGAAACAAAGAGGAAGAGAUUUAUCUGGCAAGGCUGAGGCAAAUACGACUGCAGAAUUUCAAUGAGCGCCUUCAGAUUAAAGCCAAACUUCGUGGGGAAAAGAAAGAAUCUGACAGUAUCAAAGGACAAGAAGGAAGUAAUGAGGCUGACUGGAGACACAAAAAGAUUGAAUCAUUUAAGGCCCAAACAAAUGCACGAGCAGCUGUACUGAAAGAACAGCUAGAACGUAAGAGAAAGGAAGCAUACGAGAGAGAAAAGAAGAUGUGGGAAGAGCAUUUGGUAGCUAAAGGAAUAAAGAGUUCUAAUGUUUCUCCACCUUUGGGACAGCAUGAAACAGGUGGCUCUCCAUCAAAGCAACAGAUAUUACCAGUUGUUUCUGUGACGUCAGCUUUGAAAGAAGUGGGUAUGGACAGAAGUUUAACUGAUACCCAAGAACCUUUGGAAGAAAUACAAAAGACCAACAGUGCUAUUUCAAAUAAACGUGAAAUACUACGGAGACUAAAUGAAAAUCUCAAAGCUCAAGAAGAUGAGAACGGAAAGGAGAAUCACUCCGAUAUGUCUGAGAUAAUUGUUCAUGAGGAUGCCAGACAGUAUGAAAAAGAAAAAUCUGUCCCAUCUGAUCGCAAGAAGUGGGAAGUAGGAGGUGAACUUGUGAUUCCCCAGGAUGAGGUGACACUGGAUAUGUCCUUCUCUGCGACUGAAAAACGUACAGUGGGAGAGGUUAUUAAGUUAGAUCCUAUUGGAUCUCCAAGAAAAGUCUGGGGGAAGAGCCCUGCAGAUUCAGUUCUAAAGAUACUUGGAGAAGCUGAACUCCAGCUUCAGACAGAACUAUUGGAAAACACAACCAUUAAAACUGAGAUUUCUCCUGAAGAGGAAAACCUCGAACCUUUAAUCACUGGAGGAGAAGAAGAAGAAAUACAUUAUAUUUCACAAGAUAUAACCCCAUCAGCUCUUGGUGAUUGUUCUGUUGAGACAGAAAGUCCAAACAUUGGUGAGGUAUCUCCCCAUACAUCAUUAAGGCCAGAGGGAAAUGUGGCAGAAUCUGAAGAUUUGGAAACAGAAGUUCUCCAAGAGUCCUGUGAGAAAAUAAAUGAUGGGAGCUUGCCAUGUACUGUUACCAAUGUGUGGCUUAAUGAGGACAAAGAACCAAAUGAACCUGAAUUGGAGGAUAGGGCUGCCAGUGAGCAAAAUGAAAUUUCUCAAGAUGGAAUCCCACAGAAUGUGGACCAAUUUAGUGAAGUACAUAUGGAACCUGGAAUAGACGAUUGUCAGCCCUGUAAAGGUGAUGUAGACAAAUCAGUGCAGCCGGAGCCAUUGUUCCAUAAAGUGAUUCAUUCUGAGCACUUGAAUUUACUCUCCCAGAUUCAAUCAGUUCAGUGUUUAACAGAAGAAUCCAUUCCACCUCGAUCUCAUUCUGAUUCACCGCCAAAAAGUAAAAACAAGAAUUCUUUGCUGAUUGGACUUUCAACUGGUCUAUUUGAUGCAAACAAUCCAAAGAUGUUGAGGACAUGUUCACUUCCAGAUCUAUCAAAGCUGUUCAGAACUCUGAUGGAUGUUCCCACUGUAGGAGAUGUCCAUCAGGACAAUCUUGAAGUAGAUGAAAUUGAAGAUGAGCACAUUAAAGAAGAGCCUUCUGAUUCCGAAGACAUUGUGUUUGAAGAAACGGACACGGAUUUACAAGAGCUCCAGGCCUCGAUGGAGCAGCUACUUAGGGAGCAGCCUGGUGAGGAAUACAGUGAGGAGGAAGAGUCAGUCUUAAAGAACAGUGAUGCAGAGAAGACCACCAAUGGGGCAGAUCCGCAAGAAGAAGAAGACAAUCCCAGCAGCGAAAGCGCUCUGAACGAAGAAUGGCACUCCGAUAACAGUGAUGGUGAGAAUACUAGUGGAUGUGAUUACGAUAGUCUCUUUAACCACUUAGAAGAACUAAGACUUCAACUGGAGCAAGAAAUGGGCUUUGAAAAGUUCUUUGAGGUUUAUGAGAAAGUAAAGGCUAUUCAUGGAGAUGAAGAUGAAAAUAUUGAGAUUUGUUCAACAAUGGUUCAGAAUAUUUUGGGACAUGAGCAUAGGCACCUUUAUGCCAAGAUUCUUCAUCUAGUCAUGGGAGAUGGAGCCUAUGAAGAAGAUAAUGAUGAAUAAUCUUCAAGAUGUUUAUUUAUUGUAUGAAGAAUUUGAAUUUGGCUUAUAAGAAUAACAAGCUUCAUUGGAGAAUAUAAAGAAUAAGCUAGGAUGCUUUUUACAUGAAAAAGAUGGAGAAACAUAGAGGUUUUUUUCAGUUAAGACUCUAGCAUAUUACCUAUUUUAUUGAAUUCCAUAGUUCAGUCCUAUAGAAUAUAUACUUUGUCCUAACAAAGUAUAAGAGGCAUUGAUUGACACAGAACUAGUCUUAAUGGGUUUGAAGAUUUACCAUGCAAUCAGGUACUUUGACUUUCAACAAAUGUCUUUAGAUUGAAGGAACUACCUCUGUCAUGAAAGACUUGCCUAUGGUUUUUCAUUGAAGUAUUUAAGCAUGACCUUUUAUUCUGUCUAGUGUUUUCAUUCUAAACUGCAGUUCUGCAUUAAGUAAUUCUUGUCAAGGGCUCUCUUUACAUCUGAAGUGGAAUUUUUAGCUUUGAAAUUUAUAUUCUCAAGUCAUUUUUCAACCAUUGUGUCUCUGAAGUAGCUCAGAGGAAACAGGCUGUGGACAGUCUUAGAAAUCACCCAGAGAUUUGGUUACGAAGAAUAGCAAAGUUGUAUUUCUCAGUAUUUAAGAAGUUGGUAAAUUUCUUCUGUUUCUCCUUAAGUACUGGAACUGGGAAUAUUAUAUCUAAAAAGUAUGCUGUGAAUUUUAACAAUGACCUAGCCUAGAUCAUAAAAUUUCCCUUUGAUUUUUCACUUCCUUGUAUGUAUGUGCUUUAGUGGCAAUGUCAGGUUAACUACUAUGGAAGAAUAUUUGCCUCUUUUACUUCCAUUACAAGAAGAUGUAGUUAGGUCAUUAAGAUGACAGUCACAUAGCUCCACUUACAGUAUGCCAACUAUUACAUGGUUUCAUUAGAGAUGUCUACAGUACAGAUGUUUUUAGACUAAAAAGAAAAAUUUUGAAUCUCUACAAAAGCAGCCUGAUUGGCAAAUAAUUUAAAAAUAAAAUCUAACCUUGCAGCACUAUGGGUACUAUGUUGGAUUUAUUAUGUAUAUUAUUUCUAAUAUCCUAAACAUUUGAUUUUUAUAUGUUUAUUUUGUAUUAUUAAAUUUCUAUUAUCUACCUGGUAUACUACUGAUUGUUGUUUAUUACCAUUAUCCUCCAUUGGUUUCUUUUAUGCAAUUAUAAAUAAUUGUUUGGCUUUGUACCAGAUGAUUGUUUUGAAUGUGCUCAGACAGUGCUAAUUCUUCCCAUGCAAACUCAAAGUUUUUGUACUUCUUACAUUGCAUAAAUAUUUUGCUAUGGUACUCCUUCCCUAAAGGCUUCAUAAAGGUUGUCUUGCUGUUUUAAUAUCUCGUGUCAGGCACAAUGCCUGGGAUCAUGGUAGGUAAUAAAUAUUUUUUCACUAGAUAAAUCUUUCUAGCCUUUGGAAAUUUUGAAAAAAAAUGAAAUUUAAUCUUUGGCAUAAAAUUUGUAUUUUUUUAUUAAUUAGACAAAAGCAAUUAAAAUGGCAAGCUCCCUUUGGCAUUCAAGUAAAAGAUAUUGAGCCUCCUUAGAUAACUUCCAUUUGGCAAAGAAAGGUUCUCACCUGAAAUUGAAAUUUAAAACUUUAGCUUAGAAACAGUUCCUUGAUUGAGAGAGCUUGAUUAAAAAGAGCUCAUUAAUGAAAAACAAUACUGUUUUUUAAAUAAAAGCUGA